Molecule: messenger RNA, 1392 nt
Organism: Serendipita indica DSM 11827
Lineage: Eukaryota; Fungi; Basidiomycota; Agaricomycetes; Sebacinales; Serendipitaceae
Source: the annotation of a GenBank genome assembly
AUGUCACCUCUCUCCAAGCAGAAACAGCUCGAACUUCGUCAUCUGCUUUUGGCGGGCAAAUCCUACUCGUCUAUUAGCAAAAGUCUUGGUAUUGCACCUCCAACUAUCUCAAAAUAUAAGAAGAAAUGGGAUUUGGAGCUUACCCAUAAGCCUGGUGGCCGUUCUACCAAGGUUUCAGAGCGUACUCGGAGUGCAGCCGUGCGCCUGGCACUUGGCAGCAAGACCUAUACUGCCAGGAGAGUAAAGCAAGCACUCGGAAUCAACAUCUGCACACAGACAGUCCGUAAUGUGCUCAAAGAGGAGGGGCUUAAGGCCUAUGUCAAGGUCAAGAAGCCCUUACUUACUCGGAGGCACAUGAAGGCUCGUCUUGAUUUUGCCUACAAGUACCGCCACUGGACUCCUGAAGACUGGGAUCGAGUUAUAUUCUCAGAUGAGACCAAAAUCAAUCGAUGUGGCUCUGAUGGGAAGAAGUGGUGUUGGAGGGAGAAGGGAUCCAAGCGACAGCAGCAUCAGCAGACGAGCACAGUCAAGCAUGGAGGAGGCCAUGUGAUGAUAUGGGGAUGCUUCAGCACGUCUGGACGAGGAAAAAUGUGCAACAUUGAUGGUAUUAUGGAUGCUGAGAAGUAUGCUCGCAUCCUUGACCAGAAUCUCCUCGCUUCAGCCCGCAGCCUUCGACUCACACGAGGAGGAUUCAUCUUCCAGCAGGACAACGACCCAAAGCACGCCUCAGCAACAGCUCGAGACUGGUUUGAAACUCAUGAAAUCAGACUUCUUGACUGGCCUUCUCAGUCCCCCGACCUCAAUCCGAUCGAAAACCUGUGGAGAGAGCUCAAAAUGAUUCUCAACGAUUAUCCCACCUGGCCGAGCAGUAUAGACGAACUAGUGAGACGAAUUGAAGUGGAAUGGGGGCGUAUAUCAAAGGAGAAAAUGGCCUACCAAAUCACUGUUCGUGUCUUCCAAACCAAUUCGGACGCGUUUUUCCGCUGCACCGAGCAGUCCGUCUAUUCUAGCGGUACUUGGACUUCCACCAGCGAUACCUAUGUCCUCAACAUGACCGGCAGCGGCACCUCUGGCUCUCUCCGCUUCGACGCUGACACUGGCGAGCGUAUCAUUGCCGUCUUUGGUGUCCACAACUACAAGCGCUGGUGCGACAUUGUGACCGCUCUCACCCCCGCCGACUCCGGAACCAAGCUCCUUCCAGAGUGGUAUGUCGAGGGCACCGACAGGGGAAAAGUCAAGUGGAGCCAGCUCGCCGAGUACAGUGUCACCAGCACGGCUCCUCGUGCCCGCAAGUAUAGCAUCAAGUAUGUCGUUGCCGACGGAAACAACCUGGUAGCCAACCUCGUCAUUGGCUGGUCAGUAUUGAUAUCCUUCGGAAUUUUCCCCCACUAA